Dermacentor silvarum is the source of this 819-nucleotide messenger RNA. RefSeq lists its product as uncharacterized. The transcript has 5 exons. Gene Ontology annotation, biological process: symbiont-mediated perturbation of host defenses. The record is from RefSeq and is a predicted model, not a curated record. The coding region runs from base 191 to 775 and encodes 194 amino acids. Gene Ontology annotation, molecular function: amine binding. Lineage: Eukaryota; Metazoa; Arthropoda; Arachnida; Ixodida; Ixodidae.
AGCAAACACGGUACAAUAUCAGUGCCAACGCCAGUAUGCGAUAAUAAUGUGCCCCACACCUGUGAUCUUACUUCCAUAGCAGCCACAUGCACCUGUUCACUUGCAAGCUGCAUGGUUCGUCCUUCGCAAAGCCUACAAGCCUGAGCCUUGCGCCAAGUUUCGAAUUUCUUGAGGGUAAUUUUUUAAUAACAUGGAUUGUAAACAAUAUUUCAGUGCCCUUGCUUUUCUGGCUCUCGUGGAAAUCUUAAAAUCCGAAACUGCCUACUAUGGAAAAGUUGACAUUCGGACGCCGGACAUUAAGAAGUUUGUAGGUGUAAAUGAACCAAUAUGGACGUACAAAGCAACUGGAACUACACGUGUGGAAUGCAAAAUGGACAUGAUGCAGAGCAUAACCAAUGAGUCAAUAAUCUUCAAGAGAAUGUACACAUAUGCGGAUCAAACGUUUUCAGAUGUACUCGAGGGAAAGUUUAAAAAAAAAUACAAGGAUAAAAUGUUUAUACAAAAAAAGAGAGCUCCGUUCUACCAGUUGGAGCAGAUGAUAUACCGGCCGAGAAAUGCCAAGUGCGCUGUCAUAAUGAUUACGUUAAUUAGCCACGUUCUUCAAAUACCUCCACUACGAUGGUACGAGCUCUGGGUACGAAAUUCAGCUAUUGGGGAACCCAUUCAUCCAAAUUGUACUACGCAAUUCGACGAACUGCGCCUGCAAGAACGCCUUGUAUAUACUGAUGAUUGCCAGACAAGACUAAGCGAUCUUGCACGAAACCGCGCAGAAUAAGUUUUCCAAUAUUUACCUCCAAACACUAAUAAUAAACUCCGAUG